UUUCAAACGAAUUUUGGUAUUGCUAAUUGAGGAAUUAUAUUCUUCGUUAAUGUAUACCUCUGUUGAGUUUCGAUGUAAAGUAGGCUUUUCCGUUCCAGUACAGUGUUAGUUAAUUAGUUUUGAAGGGUUCUCUCCAUCAACAUGGGGGCCUACAAAUACAUCCAAGAGCUUUACCGCAAGAAACAAAGUGAUGUGAUGAGAUUCUUGCUACGUAUAAGGUGCUGGCAAUAUCGCCAGUUGACAAAGAUGCACCGAGCUCCUAGACCAUCACGACCAGAUAAAGCUCGUAGAGUGGGAUAUAAAGCCAAGCAAGGUUAUGUCAUCUACCGUAUUUGUGUCCGCCGAGGAGGUCGUAAGCGUCCAGUACCAAAGGGAGCAACUUUUGGUAAACCAAAAAGCCACGGAGUAAACCAGCUGAAGCCAACUCGCAACUUGCAAUCUGUUGCUGAAGAGCGUGUUGGCAGGCGAUGUGGAGGUUUGCGUGUCCUUAAUUCAUAUUGGGUUGCACAAGAUUCUACUUACAAAUAUUUUGAAGUUGUCUUGAUUGAUCCAUCUCAUAACGCCAUCCGUCAUGAUCCCAAGGCCAAUUGGAUAUGUAAGGCCGUCAUGAAGCAUCGUGAAUUACGCGGAUUGACUUCUGCAGGCCGCAAGUCACGAGGUUUGGGUAAAGGACAUCGGUAUAGCCAAACUAUUGGAGGAUCAAGGCGUGCCGCAUGGUUAAGGAGAAAUUCCUUGCAGCUGCGCAGGAAACGUUAAUGCUUUUAUUAUUGUUACUGUGUAAAGAAUGGAUAAAGGUGUAUGGUCUGGCAAUGGAAGAAGGUAAAGUAAUUGUUUGAC
Molecule: messenger RNA, 837 nt
Organism: Zootermopsis nevadensis
Lineage: Eukaryota; Metazoa; Arthropoda; Insecta; Blattodea; Termopsidae
Gene: RpL15
Product: ribosomal protein L15
Biological process (GO): cytoplasmic translation
Cellular component (GO): cytosolic large ribosomal subunit; ribosome
Molecular function (GO): structural constituent of ribosome; RNA binding
Source: RefSeq, a predicted model, not a curated record